This is a messenger RNA of Adineta ricciae, 1344 nucleotides long. NCBI's taxonomy places the organism in Eukaryota, Metazoa, Rotifera, Eurotatoria, Adinetida, Adinetidae. The record is from the annotation of a GenBank genome assembly.
AUGUUAGACGAUAAACAAUCGUCAAUAAUCCGUCCCAAAGCUGUACCUCCAAUGUUUACGCCGGUUUUGCCACCUAAUACUCAGUCAACAACAUCGUCGUCAGCAGCAAUGACCAAUAAUAGCCACAAUCGAACAUCUCAACAAGCUCUCAUUGAGAUGGGUCUUAUGAUUCGUAAACAUGAUCCGGACGCGUCUCGCUUAUACGAUUGUAUCGGUCAAGUGAAAGUCUUUUCUUACAAUUCAACAGAUCUGCGCUGGGAAAAUUCACCUAAUAUCGAAGGUAACCUAUGUGCAUACGAGCGGCAACAAGUAGUCAACAAUAAAAUAUCUCCUUCUUAUGCAUUUGCAAUCAUUAAUGGAGAUAAAAGUCUUAUACAGCCUAUUACCUCGGAUAUGGCACAGCAUGCCGACAAGUUGCGUUUAUUCUAUGAAGUUGCUCGCAAUGGUCGACGGGAAGUAUUUUGCUUACAUUUCUUGACAGAGGCUGAAUGUCUUCGGUUACAUGGAUUUCUCACUCGAUGUAUUCAAGCUCUGAAAACCCUUCAAGAACAACAACAAUCAGCCCCUGUAAUUGCACCUGUGGCUUCACUCCAGUCUCAUUCGCAAUUGAACGGACAAAUAACAUCGACUGUAGCUAUGCAACAAACGCCAACAAAUGUCUAUCGACAACAAAUUCCGCAGCAGCAACACUCUAUAAUAUCAAAUUCAACAAUUGCGACAACCCCUCAAUUUGCGCCGUCUCAUGUUAAUCAUAAUCAAACACCCACUCGAUUAACUGCUUCGUCCAUUCUCGCUGCACAACAACAGCAGCAGCAGCAGAAUCACAUCAAUUCCUUCCCCUCUCAAAUACCAAUCGAUUUAAUGAAUACGAAUUUAAUGCGUUUAACUCCGACAACUCCUGUAACUACGAUGGCUCCCGUCGAAGUACCCAAACCAAUCGAACAAAUUCAAUUUCCUCCUUCACCUAUCCCACUUACAAAUGGUAAUAAUAAUAAUUCGGAAGAUCCAACAUCAUCACUCAAACGACUUCUCAAUAUUCGCGGUCAAAGUGGAUUAGAAAAUCUUUCACUCGACGAUGGGCCCGUAUUGCCUAAACAAACCACACCACAAAAUCUGCUCGACCUCAUGCCACCAUCCGCAUUUGAACCAAUUGCAGCUACUCCACCUUCACCAGUUGUUGCUAUUGGUGCCGAACGUGUUAAACACCGUCUAUCGACUCAACUGAAUCCAAUUAUAUCUCGAGAACAUUUUCGUAAUGUUCUUCUUCAUCUCGUUCAAAAUGAUGAGCAUUUCCUUGAUAUCAUAUAUCAAGCAUGUCUUACCCAUCCUCCAUCUUCACAAUAA